Molecule: messenger RNA, 5682 nt
Organism: Corapipo altera (White-ruffed manakin)
Lineage: Eukaryota; Metazoa; Chordata; Aves; Passeriformes; Pipridae
Gene: GLRB
Product: glycine receptor beta
Exons: 10
Coding region: 135-1628 (497 amino acids)
Biological process (GO): signal transduction; chemical synaptic transmission; regulation of membrane potential
Cellular component (GO): neuron projection; synapse; postsynaptic membrane
Molecular function (GO): transmembrane signaling receptor activity; extracellularly glycine-gated chloride channel activity; neurotransmitter receptor activity
Source: RefSeq, a predicted model, not a curated record
GCGGAGGAGCCGCGCUGUCGCCCCGGCCGGGCCCGGCAUGGCCCGCCGCCCGCUGCCCGGCCGCCGCCGGCGCUGAGCGCGGGGGGAUCGCAGUGUCCGCCGACUGAAGGUUUCUCUGAAGCUUAAUCUUCAAGAUGAAGUUCUUACUAGCGGUUGUAUUUUUCAUCUCAUUCUCCUUAUGGGUUGAAGAAGUCUAUUCCAAAGAGAAGUCUUCAAAGAAAGGAAAGGGGAAAAAGAAGCAAUAUCUAUGUCCAUCGCAACAAUCAGCUGAAGACCUUGCAAGAGUACCUGCUAAUUCAACCAGCAAUAUCUUGAAUAGGCUAUUGCUCAGCUAUGAUCCCAGGAUAAGGCCAAAUUUCAAAGGAAUUCCAGUUGAUGUUGCAGUUAACAUCUUCAUUAACAGCUUUGGGUCAAUUCAAGAGACAACUAUGGAUUAUAGAGUCAACAUCUUUCUAAGACAGAAGUGGAAUGACCCCAGACUCAAACUGCCCAAUGACUGGAGAGGCUCAGAUACACUGACGGUGGACCCAACUAUGUUCAAGUGUCUUUGGAAGCCAGACUUAUUCUUUGCAAAUGAAAAAAAUGCUAACUUCCAUGAUGUCACACAAGAAAAUAUCCUUCUUUUUAUAUUUCGAGAUGGAGAUGUCCUAGUCAGCAUGAGGUUGUCUAUUACUCUGUCAUGCCCUUUGGACUUGACCUUGUUUCCUAUGGAUACACAGCGCUGCAAGAUGCAAUUGGAAAGCUUUGGUUACACAACUGAUGACUUACGGUUUAUCUGGCAGUCUGGAGAUCCUGUACAACUAGAGAAAAUUGCUCUGCCUCAGUUUGAUAUUAAAAAGGAGGAUAUUGAAUAUGGUAACUGUACCAAGUAUUACAAAGGCACAGGUUAUUACACUUGUGUAGAAGUAAUCUUCACUUUAAGAAGACAAGUUGGAUUUUACAUGAUGGGUGUUUAUGCUCCUACACUGCUAAUUGUUGUUCUAUCCUGGCUGUCAUUUUGGAUCAAUCCUGACGCAAGUGCUGCAAGAGUCCCGCUGGGUAUUUUCUCAGUGCUCAGCUUGGCAUCUGAAUGUACCACUCUUGCUGCUGAACUUCCCAAAGUGUCUUACGUGAAGGCCUUAGAUGUCUGGCUGAUUGUUUGUCUUCUCUUUGGCUUUGCAUCCCUGGUGGAGUAUGCUGUGGUUCAGGUAAUGCUAAACAAUCCAAAGAGAAUUGAAGCCGAAAAAGCAAAGAUUGCCAAGGCAGAGCAAGCGGAAGGGAAGGGUGGAAAUGCUGCCAAGAAGAACACUGUGAAUGGCACAGGGACUCCUGUCCACAUCAGCACUUUACAGGUUGGUGAGACCAGAUGCAAAAAAGUUUGCACUUCGAAAUCUGAUCUGAGAUCCAAUGAUUUCAGCAUCGUUGGAAGCUUGCCAAGAGAUUUUGAAUUAUCAAAUUAUGACUGUUAUGGGAAGCCCAUUGAAGUCAACAAUGGGCUCGGGAAAUCUCAAGCCAAGAACAACAAGAAGCCUCCUCCUCCCAAGCCUGUCAUUCCAUCAGCAGCAAAGAGAAUUGAUCUUUAUGCAAGAGCACUGUUCCCUUUUUGCUUCUUGUUCUUCAACGUCAUAUACUGGUCCAUAUAUUUAUGAUAAAUCUUUUAUUUAUUUUUUCAUAUGUAUAAAAUAUAACCCAUUUCAUUAUCCCUUCCCAGUCAUGAAGGCCACUGUGUGAAAUUAUUUGCAUUUGCAAAGCAAUAUGUUGCAUCUUGAUGCCGUGCGAUUGUACUGAACAUAUGGCAUCUGAAAUUUGAAUGAAAGCAUGACACUGCAAUGUCUGUGCUCUGACCAACGUUGUAUAUAAAUGUACAGCACACAUCCUGCUUUAGGAAUAUAUAUGAAGGACAAUGCAUACUACGUUAUAAAGCUGAAUAACGCUCUUCACUUAUUAGUAACAUACAGAAAUUUAAAGUGUUUCUGACAAUGAAACUGAUGUGCACGUUGAGUAUUAUUAAAAUCAGUAUUCUAGUAUAUGUAGUAUUUAACAGCUUUUCUGCUGACUUCCAGAGGGAAAAAACCACCCACCAAACAUCUUGUUCUUGUAUAAUUUUAGAUGGCACUGUUGAAGAAAAAGCUAAGAUGUAAUUCAUAUUAUUUAGACUUUGUAAGUAAAGGCAGCAUCAAAUAAGCAGAUCUUGUCUAUGUGGAAAAAUAAAGAUCAGAGAACUACUAAUUUUGUAAAAUCAGCUCAUUUAGGAAAAAAACCCCAACAAUUGUGUCUAUGAAGCAGGCACACUUAAGUGCGUGAGAAUAUGCUGACAAUAAAACAUUGGGCCAGAUAUUGACUGCUGUUUCUUUAGGCACAAACUAGAUACAGUAUCUCAAAAACAAACAAGCCACUUUCUAGACUGAAUGUAUGAGGAGUUUUAGGAAGGAAUCACAAGAUGCAGUUCAGCAUGAGGUUUGUUAUACAUUUUUACAUUACAUUUACAUUACUUUGUCCUUCUAUAGCAUCUGGCAAGUGUGUAAGUCACUUUUUUUUUUGUUGUUGCAUUGGACACAUCUUACUUGACUUGUUUUGUUUAUCCCCUUGAAAACUUUCAUUUUAAACAAACCAGUUGUCAAGAAUGAAAUCCUAUUUUCACCAUUAAUUAUACCUUUUUCAUUUGUGUGCUAGCUAACACGUAGGAGUGAAAGCAUGUCCAAAGGUCUAAGGGGCUAAGACUCUUAAAUAUAUCAUGAGCCUCCUGUAGAUGCCAGGGUACAUCUGUUGUAAGGGCGAGUCAUGCAAUGAAAUGCAGCCUAAAGGAAGCUGCAGGUAUGUAGGCAUCUGAGUAGCGUGUGUUCUCUCAGAACACAGGGGCUUGGCCUCGGCCCAUGAGAGUGUGCGUAGAGAAAUAUGUCUCUGCUUGUAAAGCUGGGACACCACAGCUAGUUACAACAUGUGUACAUGUUACUAGUUGCAAUAUGAAAAUAAGGCAGUUCUCACUAACUUUGCAAUUCAUAAGAGUAAACAUGAGUUACUGGCGCCUCUUGGGCUCAGAAGGGACUAAUUUAAAUACAUGAGACCUUCCGUAGUGUGGAAACAGAAACAAUCCCACUUGCACUACAUUUCUGGCAUGUCCAGGAUGUAUUGAGCUAAUGCAGGCCACCACAAUCAGACUGUUGCAUCACUUGGGUGUUUUCCACCAUGAGAAUGUUGUCCACAUGCAGCAAGCCUGCACAACCAAAAGGUCAAAAGUGGGAAUAUAAGAAGAGCAAUGGCAUGCCACACCAGCUUCACUUGGACAUCUGGCAGCCCUGCACGUUCCCAGGGCCUCUUCUAACCACUGCCACUUUGUGAUCCACAGGCUGGUUGCAACUUAUCAUGUUUGGGUUGAAGAGAUCUGCUCCUCAGAGUAUGGUCACGUGUUUUUCACCAGCUCCCUGGCCACUUUCUUGUGAGGGUUUCAGGGAGCCACUCUACCAGGUGGCCACAGUUUGUCCUUUCGAUUUCUUUCUGAUCUAAGGAAAUGGAAUAAAAAUCCCAGGUGUUACUGAGCUGUCUUGAACCAGGGCUGAGGGAAGGGAUAUCUUAAAGGUCUGCUUCAAAAUUUUAAUAAUUCUUUUGGUUGAAGGUAAUUGCAGAAUUGUCAAAGACUCCUAAGAAGCAAUAAGGAAAAGUAUAGGAGAGGAAGGAAGGGAGAGGGAACUUUUAUACGUACAGAGUGCUAUAUUUAUAGACAUUAUUUAUUCUCAUACUUGUAUUUUUUCUUACAGUACUGGAAGGCAAGAAAAUAAUUACUCUGUGUUGGAAAUUAUAUGAAUUUUGGAAGAUAAUUUUCUUGUUGGAACUCUUAUUAAAUGAUUUAUCUGUAAUUAGUGUCCACAUUCUAUCUGUAAAAUCUCAAUUAUAGAUUUUAUUGUUAAAUUAAUCUUUGUUCCUUCUUGGUUUCCUGCUUACUUGAUGGCUUUUGUGUUUUAUCAUAAAACAUUUAAUCAAUAAUACACUGUAAUUGCUUUCCAACUCACACAAAGGGAAGAAAAAGGAAUGCAUAUUGUUCAGAUAAAGGUUUUUUGUUCAUUAUAGCACAAAAACUAAGACCAGAAGCAAAGUUUAACAGCAAAUUUGAAACUAAAUUUAAAAUGAACCAGUAUCAGCAAUAAAGAAUUAAUUUUCUUUUUACUUAUAUUAGAUAAUAUUGCAGUAUUUGUAUUACCUUGGAACAUAUUAGCUUGUCCUACUGAGCAGUAAUAAUUGAUUUAUUUUAUUUUUCCUCUUUCCACUAAAGGUCAUUGAAAGUUUUGCAUGCCAUCUUACAUUAUGGUCCUCCAGCACCCUCUAGUUGUAAAAUUCUGCCUGUUGACUGAUUUCAGGAAUGUGGUGCAAAUACAAAACUGUAUAGGCAAUAUGGGAUCUCACCUGAUUGUGAUAAUGUGACAGGAAAAAAGCUAUUAUUAAAUUAAAAAUAAAUGUACAUUGAAUCAAUGUACAGCUAUAGAAACUUGCAAUGCAGUAUGAAUUUAAAAUUGAAGAAAUUAAGACAUUCCAGUAGUAGCAAAGAUGAAGUUCUUGAAGUACACACUAGUAACUAGAUUAACCAGUCAUGAUGUCUGAACAAACCGCAUGACAGCAAAAUCUGUUUUUGAGGGAGAGGCCAUCUGUGUUUCAGCUGACAUUUACUUUAAGUUCUGCUGUUUGCUGGUAGGAGAGUUACAAAUUUUUGUUCUACCCUUAACAUAACCCUUGGUAUUUUCUUGGCUCUUAAGCCCUUUAGUUAUCUUUCUACAUUUUUCAGGAUUUUAGAACACAUUCAAACACUGCAUCAGGAAUUUCCGUGGAGAUUAAUUAAUUCAUUUCUUAACUGCGUCCACAAAUUUGGGGUAGACAAUAAGUAAGGAUGUGAUUUGAAAAGUAUAUCUGCUGCUUUGUGUUAAUUCCCUGUAAUCCAUACCUCAUGUUUGACAUCCUGUUUUAGGAGCACCUCUUUAGUGGCUAAUGGCACCUCCUCUUUUUUUCUGUUAAUUCUGGCUGAGAUGGUGUAUGUGAGCAGUCUGUCCUUUGAGUGAGGAAAGGAGUUUAUUUUUGUAAGUGCAGUGUACAGAAGAUUGACUGCUUGGAAACACUGCCAAGCAACUUUCAUUCUUCAAAGUCUUCAAAUUAAUUUGGACUUGGUAACAGGGUAAAGAGAGAGUGUCUUUAGCACCCUAUGACCCAUUAAAGAGAAAGUAGCAACACUGCCUUCUGGAGUAGUGCCAAUGGGCAUGACCACAGUCAUUGAUCUGGCUCUAUAAUCAUUUAAAGGAAAUGCACUUACAAGUAAUCUUUAUUUAAAAUUAUUUUACUCUGUAGAGAGACAAUACCUUACUUCAGCAGUCUGUUAUAGUUGUUAAGGGAAUCUAUUAAGAGACGUUAUAAUACAGGUCUCUUCUUCAAUUAAAGCAGCUUAUCAUUAUGGUUACUGAGUGACUUGCAAUAAGGAUAUUUAUAGAAUAGGUAGCAUUAAAUUAUUUAUUUCCAAGGGAGUGCAACCUGAAUAUAUGCAGUGCCAAGUGAUUUUUCUGGCUAUUGAGAUAUCAUAGUGCUGCAGUGAGUACAAAUGAGGUGUGUAGGAGGUGUGUAGGAGAUAAGGAGAUAGGACACUCUUACUGAUGCUCUGGUAUACUAAUUCCGGGAUUACAGAAGAUAAUGUGGAAAGAAAUUCAGAUAAAAAGAGAUUGCAUAAUA